Aegilops tauschii subsp. strangulata is the source of this 417-nucleotide messenger RNA. Its product is annotated as putative ripening-related protein 6. Lineage: Eukaryota; Viridiplantae; Streptophyta; Magnoliopsida; Poales; Poaceae. The record is from RefSeq and is a predicted model, not a curated record.
AUGGCGAACGCGGCCAAGGCGGCAGCAAUCUUACUUGUUUUUCUGCAGGUGGUGUGCGCCGUCGCCCGGCACCAUGCUGAUCCGCGGGCAUCUUUCGCCUACGUCGAGACUUCAGGGGUGAUGAUGUUGAGUGGGUUCGACCAAGGAGAGGAGCGCGCGCCGGCGUCAUGCGGCGGCACAUACCACACCGACCUGGAAUCCGUGAUCACGGUGUCUAGCAAGAUAUACACGAGCGGGGGCCUGUGCGGCAUCUUGUUCCGCAUCACGGACAUGGAGACCGGGCGCAGCGCGAUGGCAGAGGCCGUGGACGAGUGCCACGACUGCCGCGACGACGAGGUGGGAGCGUCGGCCGGCGUGUGGAAAGAUCUCGGCCUCGACACAGGGGCCGGCUCGGUGGACGUCAUGUUGUCCUAUUGA